GCUCCAUGGUCUAGCUUUGUUGACAAGCCAUAUUCAUUAUUGCUAUACCUGUGCAUGUACGGACCGUUAUCACGCGUCUAACCAGGAGUUUAGCGGGGGUCGUGAACCCUUGUGUGUAUAGGAUCCGUGGAACGUGCAGGGAACCUUCAGCCGAAAAUUGUUGGAAAUUAGCAAAGCAUAGCGCCUAUAAUCACUAAUCUGGCACAAAUGAAAUGAUACACGUACUAGACAGUACAGUUUUCCGAAAUGAUGUCGGCAUCUUUUGAGAAGGUUAAACCACUCUCCUCCCUGCUGACGCCAGAGGAGAAAGCAGAAUUCCAAGGCUAUGAGUUCCCCUUCGAGAAUCUUGCCUUCGAAGGAGGUGGUAGCAAAGGCAUGGCUUAUGUUGGAAUGAUCAGGGUGUUUGAAGAAUUGGAUCUUAUGAAGAACAUGAAGCGAUUUGCUGGCAGUAGCGCAGGGAGUGCCGCAGCAACAUUUCUGGCUAUUGGGAUGGACUCCUAUGAAAUUCAAGAGCUUUUGGACGGUGAUUUUACACGAAACGUAUACGACGGUAAAUGGGGGCUCGUUGGGAGAAUGCUUGGUAUGGUCCGGAAAUUGGGAGCACAUCCCGGGGAAAGACUGGAGAAGUGGUUCGCAGACAGCGUCUACAAGAAGACUGGCGAUAGGAACUACACCUUCAGACAACUUUACCAGGACCGUGGUGUAGAGCUGUGCGCCGUCUCUGUCAACUUGAAUUUGAUGGAUGCCGUAUAUUUCCAUGUCAAAACGAUGCCUGAUAUGCCAAUCAGCCUUGCAGGGAGGGCGUCUGCAUCUAUUCCUGGUGUGUUACAACCGGUGAAAUACCAUGAAGACCUGUAUGUCGAUGGCGGCUUAUUGUGCAACUUCCCGAUACAUGUUUAUGAUGGAUGGUUUCUGUCUAUGGAUCCUACAGAUAGUUUCUUCGCUCAGUUUGGCAGUCUGGUUGGGCGGUGUGACGAAUGGGACCCCUCGGAGCGUUUUUCAACGUUCAAUGAAAAAACAGUGGGAGUUCUCCUGUAUUCUUCUGCCGAGCGAGACGUCAUGAAGCAAUCAUUGGACCACAGAGUCGCCGUUUACGGUAAAGAAGAGAUCGCUUUUCCCGAUAGUAAAAUCAGCAGAAAGAAUAAAAAGAAGAAAGAACGACACAGCCAAGCUACGGAAGGCAUGCAUCAAGCCAUGGACAACUUCAUGAAGAUUUUAAAAGAUUCAGAUACGGAUCAGAAUGGUAUUAUCUCCAGAGAGGAGUUUCGCAAUGCCCUGGGGAAGAAGAACGAUAACGUGACCUUGUCUGCUGAUGACGUAAAGCUUCUUUUUGAGUGUGAGAAUGACCCGGAUGCUAUCUUCGAUGUUGUAGACAAAGACAAUAACGGUCAGAUAGACUACCAAGAGGUUGUCGAACAAGCAGCAAAGCGAGGAAUAAACCUCCUUCAGACAAUGAAUGGGUAUGAACGGUGUGAAAUCAAGGGAGUGACAGACUUGUUUGCCACCAUGGCAGAGACGCUGCUGCUCAACGUUAAGCGAAUCACAACCAGGAACACCGAUUACAGUCGUACCAUUGGCAUCAACACAAAAUACUUAGAAUCCUUUGAUUGGAACUCGGAGCGGGCCGAUAAAAACUUCCUGAUACAGUGUGGAAAGCGGGCCACUCUGUCUUUCUUGCGGGAGUACAUAGCAACCAAGAACCCACCGAGGAAAUCGACACCAGAGGAAGAUGCAUCUGCUACAGAACAGACCGAUCUGAAUAUACAGAUAGUGAUCUAAGUCAAGGAAACUCCCAAAGGAGAUUUAAACUCACCCGUUUAAAACGAUCUUUAACGUUUGAUACAAAGCAGGUAUAGAAUUCAGUCAUUGAUACAUUCCUGUUGGCUCUUAUUAAUUCAGUGGCAAGUGUAAUCAACUUUGUCCUGGAAAAAACUUAAUCAUUCGCAUUAAAGGUAUAGUCCAUCAUUCGUAAUUUGUGCAUUUUGUUCGUUUGAAGCAACAAAAGUGCUCAAUA
Patiria miniata (bat star) is the source of this 2014-nucleotide messenger RNA. RefSeq lists its product as uncharacterized. Gene Ontology annotation, biological process: lipid metabolic process. The record is from RefSeq and is a predicted model, not a curated record. The transcript is spliced from 12 exons. Lineage: Eukaryota; Metazoa; Echinodermata; Asteroidea; Valvatida; Asterinidae. Gene Ontology annotation, molecular function: calcium ion binding. The coding region runs from base 247 to 1779 and encodes 510 amino acids.